UACGAAAAUUUAAUUGCAAAUGGAAAACCGAAAUUGGUUUUAUAAUUUAUUUUKCCAUACAGCCACAAUCGCGACACCCACGCAAAAGCGCAAUAGACCGUCUCCAGUGAAGUGGAUUGUUAAUAUGUACAUAAGUCUGCUUACGUCAAUGCCUUGAAAGUCUUAAAGCGAUUUUAUUUUAGAAAAAUUUAAGUGCAUACUACUCGUUGCAUUUGCGUUGUGAUUAUACACCUAUUUACUAUAAACACAUAUCGGCAUGUUGGUAAUCCUACCCGUUGCUGUCAACGUCAACAGCCGAAAGACAGCGACGGCGCAACGACAGCGGCGGGGAAGUUCGUCGUYUUCGUUGCGGCUUUGUCAUGAACGCCGAGCGACAUGAAGCGAGCGCCGAGCAUCGUGGAGCGUGCGAGUGUGGCCAACAAARUAUCGAACUCAAAUUUUUAGUUAGAAAUUUUCUACGUUGGCGAGAAGUCGUGAGUAACAAAAUUAUUGAAAGCAGUAGCAGAAGCAGCAAAAGCAGAGUUUUUUGACUGGCUGACUGCUCUGUGAGAUUUUUCAUCCAUUUUAGUGCCCACUCUGAGAACAAAAAUAAAUUCAGAAGAUUCUUUCAUAGAUUUUGUAAAGCGGGAAACUUUAAAAACAGAGAUAUAAUCCGCAAGUGUUUUCCUCUUUUUUUUUUUGUUUGGUGCUAUUAUUUACCAAGUGAGUGUAUUAAAAUGUGAUGAAAAAUUGGGGAUAAAUGGAAUUUUUUGAUUCAUAACUAAUUGGAUUGCUGAAAUUGUUGAGGAUUAGAGUGCUACCAGUGGAGGUAGACUACGGAAUAACCUAAUUUUUCUUACGUUUUAUUAUUUUUAUUGACAAAGUGCCCGGCGACAACGACGUUUAACGCCGUUGUAACGUUGGCUCGAUGAUGGCAUUGCCAAUGAACUCACUUUACUCCCUUACGUGGGGCGACUAUGGCUCGUCACUGGUGACGGCCAUUCAACUUUUACGUUGUCACAACGACUUGGUGGACUGCACUUUAGCUGCUGGCGGGCGCAGUUUUCCAGCGCAUAAAAUCGUAUUGUGUGCAGCGUCACCGUUUUUGUUGGAGCUGUUAAAAAAUACGCCAUGCAAGCAUCCGGUGGUGAUGUUGGCCGGCGUCAAUGCCAACGACCUGGAAGCGUUGUUGGAGUUUGUUUAUCGCGGCGAAGUAAGUGUCGAUCACGCGCAAUUGCCGUCGCUACUGCAGGCCGCACAAUGUCUGAAUAUACAGGGCUUGGCACCGCAAACCGUUACGAAAGAUGACUACACCACGCAUUCAAUACAACUACAACAUAUGAUACCACAACAACACCAUGACCAAGACCCACUGAUUGCCACCAUUGCUACCGCACCACAACAAACCGUACAUGCACAUGUCGUUGAUGAUAUACACCAAGCUGGCCAAAUCUUGCAAACGACUACACACACUAAYGCCGCCGGACAACAACAGACCAUUGUGACCGCUGAAUCGCCCAAGGAUGUCAUACAACAAUUCUUGCCCGCACGCAAGCGCAAGCCACGUGUUAAGAAGAUGUCACCGUCCGCUCCAAAAGUUGCUAAAGUUGAGGGUAUGGAAACGAUCAUUACUGCACCGACCACUACUACUGUCGUACAUCAAGCUACACAACAGCAACAACAACAGCAGCAGCAGCAACAACAGCAACAAAUACAGGUACAACAACAAAGCAUUGAAAAUGGCAACGAGACACAGAUAAUAACCUCGACACCGCACAUCAAGAGUGAAGUAGGCAAGGUAGAGACAAUUGUGACCAUGGACCCGAAUGUAACGCCGAUAUCAACCGUUAAUACUAGCGAUGUUAGCACCGGCGGCACAACCCCAGCAAGCAGCACGAAAACAGUUAAACGCACCAAGAGUGAAUCCCGUUCACGCUCACAAUCAGAACAACCGGCUACUUGUCCCAUAUGUUAUGCAGUUAUCCGACAGUCACGUAACUUGCGUCGCCAUUUGGAAUUACGGCAUUUCGCCAAACCCGGAGUAAAGAAGGAAAAGAAAACACCAACCGGCAAAAAAGUUAUAACCACAAGCACUGGCGCUGGCACCAGCAAUGUAGCGGGCACUUCAACGAUCACGACAGCAGUUAGCACCAUACCGCAGGUGCAAUCGGUACAAUCGCUACACACAUUACAUACCGUGCAGGUGAAAAAGGAUCCGGACGCUCAGAAUCAAGGACAACAAACCAUGACAGUGACCACCACGACCGGCGCUGGUGGUGGCCAGCAACAGCAGCAACAACAACAGCAAGUGCAACAAGUGCAGGUGCAACAGGCUACAACGCAGCAACAACAGCAACAGCAAAUACAACAUCAUCAAAUCAUCGAUCAAUCGGGUAAUAUAACAACGGCUACGACAACGGGUGGUGGACAGCAGCAGCAACAGCAAACUGGCGGACAAAUCGUAACACAAACCGAAAAUACAGACGGCACAACAUCGUUGUCCAUUGCGCAGGUGCAAACGCUGCAAGGCCAUCAAAUACUGGGCAAUAUUAAUCAGGGUAACAAUAAGAAUAUUUUGGUAAAGAAAGUUUUCAUUUUGAAAGGCGGUAAUAAUACGUAAUGAUGAGCCAACGAUAUGA
Molecule: messenger RNA, 2618 nt
Organism: Bactrocera latifrons
Lineage: Eukaryota; Metazoa; Arthropoda; Insecta; Diptera; Tephritidae
Product: transcription factor GAGA
Exons: 9
Coding region: 908-2599 (563 amino acids)
Biological process (GO): regulation of transcription by RNA polymerase II
Cellular component (GO): nucleus
Molecular function (GO): protein binding
Source: RefSeq, a predicted model, not a curated record